CAACAAUGGAGGAAACUGUGAUAUGGGAACAGCACACAGUAACGCUUCACAGAGCCCCUGGGUUUGGAUUUGGAAUUGCAAUAUCAGGAGGAAAAGAUAACCCUCAUUUCCAGAGUGGCGAAACAUCUAUAGUAAUUUCGGAUGUGUUAAAGGGAGGUCCAGCUGAGGGGCUUUUACAGGAAAAUGAUCGUGUUGCAAUGGUUAAUGGUGUCUCAAUGGAUAAUGUAGAGCAUGCUUAUGCAGUACAGCAGUUGAGGAAAAGUGGGAAGAAUGCAAAAAUUACUAUAAGAAGAAAAAAGAAAAUUCAGAUUCCUGUUGCCAGACCAGAAGCAAAUCAAGUAUCAGAGCAUGAAGAAGAUAGUUAUGAGGAAGACUUGUAUGAUGAAAGAAGUGCACGGAGUGGACCAAGUGCAUACAGUGGGGGGAAAAGAAGUGAGAAGAGUUUAAGGGAUAGAAGUGCAAGCAGGGAACGAAGCUUAUCACCCCGUUCAGAUCGUCGAUCUGUUUCUUCUAAUUUGCCCUCAAGGCCAAUCAAGGUCACUUUGGUAAAGUCAAGGAAAAAUGAAGAGUAUGGAUUGCGUUUGGCUAGCCACAUUUUUGUGAAGGAGAUAUCCCCAGAAAGUCUUGCAGCAAGAGAUGGAAAUGUUCAGGAAGGUGAUGUUGUUCUGAAGAUUAAUGGCACAGUUACAGAAAAUCUGUCAUUAUCAGAUGCAAAAAAGUUAAUAGAAAGGUCAAAAGGCAAAUUGAAGAUGGUGGUACAGAGAGAUGAAAGAGCAACUCUGUUGAACAUACCAGAUCUAGAUGACAGCGUUCCAUCUGCAAAUGCAUCUGAAAGAGAUGACAUUUCUGAAAUUCAAUCGCUGGUAUCAGAUCAUUCUAAUCGAUCACAUGACAAAGCCCGCGAGAGUCGCUCACGAUCCCCUGAUCAGAGGUCUGAGCCUUCAGACUAUUCCAGGAAUUCUCCACAACAAACUAGUGCUGGAAGUCAACAUAGUCGUGAAGAUGUGAAAGUCGGAAAACCUGCAUCUGUAUCUACACCUGUGAAAAGUUCUGAAGCCUUGCCGGUUUCCAAGCCCAUAGAAGAUUAUGUUACAAGAAUUGUAGAUGAAAAAAGUGAAACCGAGAUCUCAACUCUACCAGAGCCCAAACCCGUGUAUGCUCAGCCUGGACAGCCAGAUGUUGAUUUACCAGUCAGUCCAUCUGAUGCACCUCUGCCUAACUCAAACCAUGAUGAUGGGAUGCUCAGGCCUAGCAUGAAGCUUGUGAAGUUCUGUAAAGGUGACAGUGUUGGCUUACGUCUAGCAGGAGGCAAUGAUGUAGGUAUAUUUGUUGCUGGAGUUUUGGAAGACAGCCCUGCAGGCAGGGAAGGACUGGAGGAAGGAGAUCAGAUUCUCAGGGUAAACAAUGUUGACUUUGCAAAUAUCAUUAGGGAAGAGGCAGUGCUGUUCCUGCUCGAUCUUCCUAAGGGAGAUGAAGUGACUAUUCUUGCUCAGAAGAAAAAGGAUGUUUAUCGUCGAAUUGUAGAGUCUGAUGUUGGAGAUUCCUUUUACAUCAGGACACAUUUUGAGUAUGAAAAAGAAUCACCAUAUGGCUUGAGUUUCAAUAAAGGUGAAGUAUUCCGUGUUGUGGAUACACUUUACAAUGGAAAGCUUGGAUCUUGGCUUGCAAUUCGUAUUGGUAAAAACCACAAGGAAGUGGAAAGAGGCAUAAUUCCCAAUAAAAACAGAGCAGAACAGUUGGCCAGUGUUCAGUAUACACUUCCAAAGACAGCAGGAGGGGAUCGUGCAGAUUUCUGGCGUUUCCGAGGCCUUCGAAGUUCAAAGAGGAAUCUUCGGAAAAGCAGAGAAGACCUUUCUGCACAAUCUGUCCAGACGAAAUUCCCAGCUUAUGAGAGAGUUGUUCUUCGGGAAGCUGGUUUCCUUAGGCCUAUUGUUCUGUUUGGCCCAAUUGCUGAUGUUGCAAGAGAAAAACUGGCAAGAGAAGAGCCGGAUUCAUUUGAAAUUGCUAAAAGUGAACCAAGGGAUGCUGGCACUGACCAGCGUAGCUCUGGCAUCAUUCGACUGCAUACUAUCAAACAAGUCAUUGACAGGGAUAAACAUGCUCUAUUAGAUGUCACGCCUAAUGCAGUGGAUCGUUUGAACUAUGCACAAUGGUAUCCAAUUGUGGUGUUCCUAAAUCCUGACAGCAAACAAGGUGUUAAAAAUAUGAGGACAAGGUUAUGUCCAGAAUCUCGGAAGAGUGCUAGGAAACUGUUUGAACGUGCUCUCAAACUGCGGAAGAACAAUCACCAUCUUUUCACAACCAUUAUUAAUUUGAAUAGCAUGAAUGAUGGCUGGUAUGGAGCAUUGAAGGAAACAGUUCAGCAGCAGCAGAGUCAACUUGUUUGGGUUUCAGAAGGCAAGGCUGAUGGUAGUGCAGAAGAUGGUCUUGAUAUGCAUGAUGAUCGUCUGUCUUACCUGUCUGCUCCUGGCAGUGAGUACUCUAUGUAUAGCACUGACAGCAGGCACACAUCAGAUUAUGAAGAUACAGAUACAGAAGGGGGUGCUUACACUGACCAAGAACUGGAUGAAACUCUAAAUGACGAGGUUGGUCCUCCACCAGAGUACGCUAUUACCAGGUCUUCUGAACCUGUGCGGGAUGAUCCAACAACAUUACUGCAUCAUGAGGGCCAGGCCUACCCGGCAUAUCAAGUACAAGCUCAGCCCCAGCAGGCUCACAGGGGAGAUCCCUCAAAUUCUAAAGUGCCAGCAGCUGGGCAGAUGUACAGAAGAGAUCCAUACACAGUAGAGGAAUCACUAGGACCAAAUUAUGGCAUAAACCAGCCUGCUGUUGGACAUGGGCAGAGGUAUGACAGUGAUCCACCACCAAUGAAUGAGCCACAACCUCUAUAUCAGGACCAACAGCCAUAUGCAGAACACAAUCAGCUGCCUUAUAAAUAUGAACCUACAAAUAGUUAUGCAGGUCAGCCUUCCCAUAGUUUUGAUCCACACCUGAAUUAUGGUGAACCAGUGUCUGUUUUCGACAAUCAGUGGGGAAACUAUGAUGAGAAAUUGUCCCAGCCUUUUCAGUUCAGACCUUCAUAUGAAAAUCAACAUCUCCGAGAACAUGAUGUAAGGCAACAGUUUGAUGGAAGUCCUCAGCAUAACUACUUGCCCCCUCAACCACGGUAUGAUGAACAGCCACCUUUAAACUUUGAAAACAGGCCCAAUUACAGUCAGGCUGAAAUGUCUAAAAUGCCGCAGCCACACUAUGAAGGGCAGCCUGCAGCAAGCUAUGACAUUCAUCCUAGAUAUGAACCAGAUCAGAACUUUUCUCCACCUGUACUUAACUCUCCAGAACCUAAGCAUUAUUUUGAUCCACAUUUGCGAACCCAUGAACAAGGUCCUCCACAAGGAUAUAACAAUGCUAGACCAGGAGCUCAUGACUCUUCUUACAACAGAGAUUGUGUUACUCCUCCUCCAGCCCACAACAAGCCCCAACCUUCUGUUAAUAAACCUCAGCUCACACCACCAUCCUUGAAUACUUCACAAGAGGAAGAAGAUCCAGCAAUGAAACCACAGUCUGUGCUUAACAGAGUUAAAAUGUUUGAAAACAAAAAGCCAUCAGAGAGGAGUAAAGAAACGGAUGCUGCUAUUCCUCGGCCACCAGAGGUACCUUUGAAGCCAGUAACUGCUCCCAAACCAGCUGUUCCAGUGACUGUUGAACCAGAGAAAACAACAUACAGAACUCCGGGAAUACAGAAAGCUCCAUCCAAGCCGCCUGAAGAAAUUAUUCGAGCAAACCACUAUGACCCAGAUGAGGAUGAAGAAUACUAUAGAAAGCAGUUGUCUUUCUUUGAUCGCAGGUCUUUUGACAAUAAACCUGUGACCCCAGUUUCUGGGAGUCAGUCUUCAGAGUCUAAUAAAUCUGCACAGCCAGCACUUCAGCCAAAUUACAGCAGUUAUGUAUCCAGAUUUCUUGGCUCUUACACUAGCUAUGACUACUUCAGAAGGAACAUGAAGUGUAGGAGUAAACCUGCAGAUGCCGAACCUGUUGAAAAGCCUUUUGUGGGUGAUAAAAGAUUUGAGCCAGUUUCUCAGGUUACUCCUCCUCAAUCCCAGCAUGGACAGCUUUCUCAGCCCUUAGCAAACCCUGCGGUUCCUCCUCCUCCUGUAAAUCCCAAGCCAUCACUGCCUGAGUUGAAUUCUGUCUCAGUGGAUUUACCAGGAUCUACAGUUUCUAAACCUGAACCACCACCUCAACAAUCUAAACCAGCAGCCUUCAGAUCUUCAAGCCGAGAGGACACUGUUCAGUCCAGCUUUUACCCUCAGAAAAGCUUUCCAGAAAAAAGUCCUGUUAAUGGAAUAGAACAAACUCAGAAGCCUUUCUCCUCAACAUACAAUCGGUUUACUCCAAAACCUUACACAAGUACUGCUCGGCCAUUUGAACGCAAGUUUGAAAGCCCAAAGUUUAAUCACAAUCUUCUACCAACUGAAGUGCAUUUAAAACCUGAAAUACCACCAAAGGUGCAGAAUUCUCCACAGCCCUUGUCAAAGUCCCAGAAUUCUCCUCAACCUGUUGAGACUGACAGUGGAAUGGACUCCUUUCCUAGGCAAUCUGAAAAGUCUAAGUAUCAACCAAAUAAUAAUUCUUCAGUGCCUAAAGCCAUUCCUGUAAGCCCUACUGCAUUAGAUGAUGAUGAAGAUGAUGAUGGCCACACAGUUGUAGCAACUGCAAGAGGAAUCUUCAACAGCAACGGAGGCGUGCUAAGCUCUAUAGAAACUGGUGUCAGCAUUAUCAUACCACAAGGUGCCAUCCCUGAAGGAAUAGAACAGGAAAUCUAUUUCAAAGUUUGUCGAGAUAACAGCAUCCUUCCACCUCUAGAUAAAGAGAAGGGUGAAACACUGCUUAGUCCUCUGGUGAUGUGUGGACCCCAUGGACUGAAGUUUCUGAAGCCAGUGGAGCUACGCUUACCUCAUUGUGCGUCUAUGACUCCUGAUGGUUGGUCUUUUGCUCUAAAAUCGUCCGACUCCUCGUCGGGUGAUCCUACAAGCUGGCAGAACAAAUCUCUUCCUGGUGAUCCUAACUAUCUCGUUGGAGCAAACUGUGUUUCUGUUCUGAUUGAUCACUUCUAAAGUUGUGCACAGCAGAUGGGUUGCUGGAUAUUAAACUGUCUUAGACCUGCAACAAGGACCGAACCACGUUAUGAAGUAUUAUGGUGUCAGAGCAAUGUACUGACUGGGAUUUUUGUGGUGGUAAAUGUGCUUGAGAGCUUACUGUUGCUUGGUGGAAGAUUUUUGAGUCCGGGUCAGAAUAUAUGCCAACGGUUUUAACUGUGACUGUCAGCACUGAUGCUGUAGUGAAAAUGUUCUAAGAUACUUAUCAGGAACAUCUGGAACUGUUGUCAUCAAACCCUGCCAGCUGUUAAAACAUUGUAAUUAUAGGACAUUAUAUAUUGGCAUUUUACCAAUAGUAAGAUGCUUGGGAUGCUACUUAACUGAGUUUGUCAUGGAUUCAGAUGAUUUCCCUUUCAGAAAGCCAGCUUGAGUAUUUCCUGUAAAUAUACUGAGAGCAACCAUCAGGAAUGGUACUGCUAACCCAUUUUAGAAUGUUGUAUGUAGAUGCACCUUUAGAUUGACAUAUUUUGUUGCAAGCAUAGUUCUUUUUUCUUGAACAGAUAUACCACUAUUUAUUUCCUAACUACACUGCAGAAUGCUCUUUUGGAAAGGGUAAUAUGCAUGUGCUGAGACUUGGAUCAUUAACCCUUUCUUACACAAUCACUAACUCAUUUUUCAACACUUAACUAGCAGAGAUGCCUUAUCCUUAUAUUUAACACUCUUAAUUGUCUUUAUAUUAUUUCCUGGAUUACACUACUCCAAAGUUACUGUAUUUUUAUGCCUAUCAAGGUAAUAAUUAUAAAAUUAAAUAAAUGAAUUGAACUCUUACUUUAAGAAGCUGUUGGUUUAAGGACAGAGAGACAGGAAUGGAGCUGUUCAUAAGCAAGUUUUAUGUGACAGCAGAAGAUUAGUGAAGGUAUAUUUUCUGCUAUGCAUGUGAAAUUUUAAUGUUUAAAGAAUGCUUGUAUAUACUUGUGUGUAUAUACCACAUUGUUCUUGGUUUAUAAAUUAACUUUUUUAUGUCUUUACUAUUUUGUAUAAAAAAGAAACAUUUCUAAAGAAAGAAUAUCUUUGUAUUCCAGUAUGCCCUCAAGCCUUGAAACUUUAACAUCUGCAGCAAUAAACCAGCAUUUCUAUGUAUGUGUGGCUGUAUAGAUAUAUAGACACACAUACCCACACACAUGUAUGCACAAAUACACAGUAACAUUUUUAAAAUAUUUGCAAAGUUUAUAAUAUUUUUAUCAUGGCUGAGUUAAAAAAAGAUGAGUAAGAGUUCUUACCUAUUCAUGAAAAUGCCCCUUAUGUGACUUAUGAAGCAAAAUGUACUGUGUGCCUUAAAGUGUAUUUUUUUACUAAUAGAAAUAUUAUGGCACAGUUAGUACUGCUCUCUAAUAUAACACUUUCUGUUAAUCAGUUUAUAGGCAUUAUUCCCAUGUGGCUGAUUUUUCUGCAGUUAUUAAAAGAGUUACACAUUUCUAAGUAUACCACUAUUGUUACAGAAUAAAAUUGUUUAUUAUAAUCCGUU
Molecule: messenger RNA, 6621 nt
Organism: Protopterus annectens (West African lungfish)
Lineage: Eukaryota; Metazoa; Chordata; Ceratodontiformes; Protopteridae
Gene: TJP1
Product: tight junction protein 1
Exons: 27
Coding region: 6-5114 (1702 amino acids)
Biological process (GO): establishment of endothelial intestinal barrier; positive regulation of blood-brain barrier permeability; protein localization to cell-cell junction
Cellular component (GO): plasma membrane; bicellular tight junction
Molecular function (GO): cell adhesion molecule binding
Source: RefSeq, a predicted model, not a curated record